Molecule: messenger RNA, 247 nt
Organism: Acanthoscelides obtectus
Lineage: Eukaryota; Metazoa; Arthropoda; Insecta; Coleoptera; Chrysomelidae
Source: the annotation of a GenBank genome assembly
GCUAGUGAUGGCUGGCUACAACGAUUCAAGACAAGAUAUGGAAUUCGACUGCUGUCUAUAUCUGGUGAAAAAUUAUCAGCACAACCACAAAGAAUUGAUGAAAACAAUUACCAAGCUAGAUUUAAGAAUGGAAGAAAUUUACAACGCAGAUGAAAGUGGCCUUUAUUGGAAAAUGUUACCAGAGAAAACCUAUGCUGCAUCAUUUGAAAAAUCUGCCGGGAAAGAAAGCCGGAGAAACAACGAAUAA